CCUAAUAAAGAGUAUCCUAAUAUAAAUAUUCUCUUUAAAUAUCUUAUAAAUAACCUAGAUAUAGCCUUAGUGCUACUAAGAUACCUUCUUAAAUUAUUAUACUCUAAGAAGAACUUAAUUUUAUUAUUUAUUAUAAUACCCAAUAAGAAAAUAACUAUAUUGUACCUUACUUACCAAUUAGAAAACCUCCUAAUCGUGAACUAUAUCCUUAAGAAGUUCAACACCCCAUAUCACCUUGACUUUAUUAAUAACAGAGGUUUUAUAGUAUUGUAUUUUAUGGUUUUUUACGGCUAUGCUAAUAUUAUAAGAAAGCUAUAUAAAAAAAAAAUACAAGUCGACAUCCUUAUAGGGGAUAAAUUUGUAAGUCCCGAAGGCCGCCGCAACACCCUAGACUACUACUAUUAUCUACUUAAUCUAGAUAUUAGUAAUUUACAAGACUCCUAUAGUAUAGUUCGAGACAUUUAG
Molecule: messenger RNA, 465 nt
Organism: Ilyonectria robusta
Lineage: Eukaryota; Fungi; Ascomycota; Sordariomycetes; Hypocreales; Nectriaceae
Exons: 1
Source: RefSeq, a predicted model, not a curated record